ACCAUCGCGCUUACCUAUGACGACAUAAACCUGCGACAAAGUGACUGACGGUUACUCAGCGGAGCUAGUUGCCAUUCAGCGUCGUUACCCGUCUAAUCCGCACCUGAAUCCCGGAGACAGCAGGCGCGUCUCCAUCAGAGAGCACAGAGAGGUCUGAGCCUCCGUCACCAUGACAGACAACAAGCGCCUUGCCUUUUCCAUCAUCCAGUUCCUCCACGAUCAGCUCCGCUCAGGAGAUCUGUCCUCAGAUGCUCAAGAGAGUCUGGAAGUGGCUGUUCAGUGUUUGGAGACGGCAUUUGAAGUUUCCACGGACGACCAGAGUUUAGCCGUCCCCGUGACGUUACCGGAGAUCUUUGCGUCUGCCACAGCCAAGGUAGAUGAGGGUGGGAGGUUUUGGAUCCUUCAGGACAGGAACAACCUCAUUUCGGAGUUUCCAGCUCAGUCGCAGGCCAACAACAACUCCCCCUCCAACUCCCCCACAGAGGAACAGAGAGCCGAGGCAGAGCGGCUGAAAGGCGACGGUGAGUACGAAGGGGUGUUCUCACUCUGUGGGUCCGGUCCUCAGAAAAGCCAGCAUGAGGGGAACCAAACCCUGACUGAGCUGUUCUGUCCUUCAGGGAAUGACCAGAUGAAGGUGGAGAACUUUGCAGCUGCUGUGGAGUUUUACUCCAAGGCCAUCGCCCUGAACCCUCAGAACGCAGUCUACUACUGUAACAGGGCUGCAGCCUACAGUAAGCUGGGGAACUACGCCGGAGCCGUGCAGGACUGCGAGCUGGCCAUCGGCAUCGAUCCCAACUACAGCAAAGCCUACGGACGCAUGGGCCUGGCUCUGGCCAGCCUCAACAAACACACAGAAGCUGUCAGCUACUAUAAGAAGGCCCUGGAGCUCGACCCGGACAACGACACCUACAAAACCAACCUGAAGAUCGCAGAGGAGAAGAUGGAGACAUCCAGCCCAACUGCAGGCAUGGGGGGAGUUGACCUGGCUGGUUUGCUGAGUAACCCCGGCUUCAUGAACAUGGCAUCUUCACUGAUGAACAACCCUCAAGUCCAGCAGCUGAUGUCUGGGAUGAUGUCCGGAGCGUAUGGUGGGAUGGGAGCAGGAGCAGGAGCAGGAGUUGGAGGAGGAGGAGUGGGAUUAGGAGGAGUAGGAGGAUUAGGAGGAGGAUUAGGAGGAGCCAGUGCUGCAGGAGGAGGCCCUGCCCCCGCAGCCCCCGCUGCCCCGGCAGCUGGAGACCUGUCAGGACUCAUCCAGGCAGGUCAGCAGUUUGCUCAGCAAAUGCAGCAGCAGAACCCCGAACUCAUCGAACAGCUGAGGAGUCAAAUCCGCAACCGAACGCCCAGCGCCAGCAAUGAGGAGCAGCCUUGAUGCCCACCCAGGUCGGACAGGUUUGGAGGAGGGGGAUGUGUCUGGUGACCUUUUUCCUUUCUCAUGUGGAUGUAUAACUCGAAGGACUACACAGAAGCUUUUGUUUUUUCCAUCACUGAUUCAGGCCUGCAUGAGAGACGGCGAGGCCUCGUUCAGGAGCCACGCCUCCCCAAACGCCACCUGCUGUGGCUCUGUGUGGUUUUUAUGGAGGGCGAUAACCCAAAAAUCAGUCUUUAGUUUCCUCUAAAAACCACACAGUGUAACUUUAAAUGCUUUUUGUUGGUGCAGCACCGUGUUUCUGAGGCAUGAGAGAGUGUCGGCCCUUUAGAGUAAAUGAACUAAAAACUCAUUGGCCUCAUGGAGCUGCAAGGCAACAGCAGGAGGCGGUUUGAACACAGUUUGAUUAAAAGCAGCAUCUCAACCUUUUAUUCCCUUUCUCUCUGAUGUCUGAUUGUUUUCUGCUUUUCUCACGUUUUCUGCAUUAACUUUUUUUAUUUUCCUCAUUUGAUCACAUGAAAAUUUUCAGGUAUAAAAUGUAAGGGUUUUUUUGCCACAAAAAAAAAACAGGAAGUAAUUCAAAAUGCAGCUUAUAAACAUGUUUACUGGAGGUGUCAUUAGGGCAGUCCAUGUUUGGGUAAGGACUUUUCCCCUUGUGCCGUCCUCUGGACAAAUGAGCAGAUAUCUCUGAGGUCAGAAAGAGCUCAGAGCUUUGGCUGUUUUUGGACAUGUAUAAAAAUAACAAAUUUAUUGUUGUUUCUUUUUCUUCAACAUAACCAUCACACUGAUUAAAGUGCUCACAGAAGGUUACUCCAUACCCCAAGUGGGGUGGAGGACUAGAAUCAUGUUUUUAUAGCAGAGAAAUUCUGUUUUCACUGGUUGUGUGAUUGGAUUCAGGACUGUGCCCCCUUGUUAUUAAAGUAGAGACGUUCCUGUUUUGGUCCACUGUAAAUUUACCACAGAAUGGGUAUGAAUAAUCACUGAUCAAAUCCAUUAUGCAACAUCUCAGAGGAAAAUAUUACUGUUCAAGCCUGAGGCCCAUGGAAAAACAAAUCUACAGAGAGCAGCUGCUCACCACUAAAAAUGAGAGAGGGAAGGAAGCAUAGAUGAGCUGGCAGUUUUUAACAUUUUAUGGACUGGAAUAUACUAGUAUUAUUUUAUGUCAGCUAUCAGUCUAACUUACAUUUUUAAUACAUAGGAUGAAGUAUCUCAAACAAAAUACAAUGUAUUUACAGCUAUAUUCACAUAACGAAUUAAAAUCUGCUACAAGCAGAUUAAAAUAGUUAAUUUUUCAUCGGAUGAUUUAUCAAAAUUAUUAAUCAUGUUCCGUAUUGAAAUUUUUACAUUUUUCUGUAAACAAGUGAAUUUGUUCACGUCAUCCAAAAAAUCCACCACUCACAACUCGUAGAUUAUCUGACGUUACAGGAAGUAUUUUGUAUGUUUGUGCACCUGCUGAGAGAGGAGGAAGCGUAGUGUACGGACAGGUAAACUGUGCAGCUUCGGAUAUAUUUAUGUCGUAAUGUGUUCUUUAUGAUGUUAGGUCACUAUUUGUGUUAACUAACAAAGAAUGGAGUCACCACUGUGAUGAAGGGCGUCGCGUUUGUGACUGUUAGCCUCAUCUAGCAAGGCUAGCGAACAUAAGGGGAAGUUAGCCAAAGUUAGUGUGACGGUCACCGGAAGUUGUCUUAUUUCGCGUUUAAUUCAACUGUAUUUUUAAAAAACACUUUAAAGAUAACGUAAUGAAAAACUGCAAAACUUAGCUUUAGCUCUAAAUGAAAUGUAUUUACUUGAAAAUAGCAAAAUAUAAAUUGAGUUGUUCUCCUAAAUGGACUCUAUUUAUGAAAUCAUGACCGGAAGUACAGUGUAGUUCAAUUAAAAUUGUGGAUACUUUUUCUUUACUACUGAUCGAACGUUUAAAGCAUUUUGUUUUUUGUUUUAAAGUUUGUUUAGAAGGCAAAAUCUGGUUUGAAUCCUUUGUUUAAGCUCUGAUCUCUGUCAGUAUGAUAAAUUCAUGUUAUUCCUGAAACCAAGUUCAUACAUUUUUCCUUCAACCAGUUUGAGUUUGUUACCAUUUAAGUAACGUUCAUCCAAAGUGUUUUUUUAAAACACUUUCAUUCUUACUAUUUUUAUUUUUUGCUGUAUAUUAUGCUAAAUGUUGUAAUUAAGCUGCUUUAUUUUAUUUAUCGGAUCGUUUUUCAGUUGGUUUUACUCUGUUUAUUUAGUGUUUUUCUACGUUAACUGCU
Molecule: messenger RNA, 3609 nt
Organism: Menidia menidia (Atlantic silverside)
Lineage: Eukaryota; Metazoa; Chordata; Actinopteri; Atheriniformes; Atherinopsidae
Source: the annotation of a GenBank genome assembly